Zophobas morio is the source of this 3777-nucleotide messenger RNA. RefSeq names its product lysocardiolipin acyltransferase 1-like. Gene Ontology annotation, cellular component: endomembrane system; endoplasmic reticulum. The transcript is spliced from 5 exons. Gene Ontology annotation, molecular function: acyltransferase activity. The coding region runs from base 311 to 1417 and encodes 368 amino acids. The record is from RefSeq and is a predicted model, not a curated record. NCBI's taxonomy places the organism in Eukaryota, Metazoa, Arthropoda, Insecta, Coleoptera, Tenebrionidae. Gene Ontology annotation, biological process: phosphatidylinositol acyl-chain remodeling.
CACACGAUGAAUCCGAGUGACAUUAUUUUGAUCAAAUACUUGAUUUUGAUAUUUUUGUUGUUGUUUUACGCGUAGUUGGCAUUCCUGCACCCCCAGCCGCCUUCGUAGCUGCCUCUCCAGGAUGCUGCGAAAAAUCAAUAAACUCAUCUAGGGUUAAAACAUCCCUCAUUUCUCUAUUAUUUUCCACGCUUAAUAGCCAACCAUGUAACGACAACCAAAACAAAUUACUCUUUGGCGUAUUUUCAGUUUUAUCGUUAUCAAAAUUAUCGCAAAAAUGUAGUGCGUGCUUAGUUUUUUUUGUGAUAAUCAAAUGGGGUUGGUUAAGGGGUGGAUGUAUUGUAUUUUGUGGUAUUCGAGUAUUUUGGCAGGUUACGCAGGACUGUUUUGUCCUUUGUUGCCUGUCCUUUUUCUUUCAAACAAGUUGUAUCGCUAUUGUACAGAUGCUUUGUUUACGUUUUGGCAGUAUUAUCCUACAGUUUUGCUUGAAACUUUGUGUGGAUGUGAUAUACAGGUCUCUGGAGACGUCAUUUUAGCGAAUGAGACAUCUCUCAUUGUUAUGAACCAUCGCACCAGGACUGACUGGAAUUUUUUGUGGCCCACCAUGUAUCACUGUGUUUAUGGUAAAAGUAGGUUUAGGCAUCCCACGAAAUUUGUAUUGAAAGACAUUAUAAGGCACAUUCCAGGACCAGGUUGGGUGAUGCAAAUGGCCUGCUUUGUAUACAUCAAGCGCUGCUGGCUUUUGGAUAAAAUAACUCUUCAGAAAGCCGUUGAUUAUUUCGCUGAUCUUUCGUAUAAAUACUCUCUUUUAGUCUUCCCGGAAGGUACUGACUUUACUAAAUCUACUAAAUCUAAGAGCGAUUCGUACGCUCGUAAACAUGGGAUUCAGACUUAUGACUAUGUUCUUCAUCCCAGAACCACAGGGUUUGUGUUUUUGACCCAGCAGAUGUUAUCAAGACAGGCUGUGGACGCUGUGUAUGACGUAACGUUAGUUUACCCUGAUGUAGUACCCCAAAAUGAGGCCAUCUUGUUGAAGGGGGAUUUCCCCAAACAAAUCAAAGUUCAUUUAGUCAGAUAUCCUAGUGCAGUUCUUCCCCGCACCGAACAAGGCCUCCGCGACUUCUUAGAAAAGCGCUGGUUGGACAAAGAACGAACUUUACGUGAGUAUCACAUGACUGGUCAGUUCCUUCACGGUCGUAUUCUGAAGACAGAAAAUCGAUUCGAAUUACUCUUCGCAUUGGUCUUCUGGACUCUCCUUCCUGUCAUCGUAACAUACAUCUUCUGGGUAGUUCCCUGGUUUCGUUUGCUGGUUUUGGGCCACACGGUGUUUCUUUUAGCCGUCAAUUUGACCUUCGAAGGCUUCCAGAACUUCGAGAUUGGGCUGUUCAACUUUAAGAAGCGAAUAAUUAGGGCCAAGUAGCGGUGUUAAUCGAUGUUUAUGUGUUUUUGGUACCUUAAAACUGUCAAUCAUUUUUGUGUAGAAUAGACUUUAUUUUUGUAUAUGUGGUUUGGUUGGAACGGUUGUUUUAUUGUGAAGUUGGGACGAAAAAUUUGGAGAUGAGGUUAAGAAUACAGAGUGAUGGGUUUUCAACAUUUCUUUCGUUAUUUAAAUUGUUGUCUUGAUAUUUUAUUUUUUUCUACUAUAUUCUCUAUUUGUACAAAGCUUGGUGAUAAUCUACAGCUAUACAGAAUAUUUUGUUUUCGAGGCAUAGCACACAACUUGGUUUUUAAAUAGAAUACCCAUUGCAAAAAAAUCAAGAACAUUGGAAUAACUUGGCAACCUCGCAUCUGUACUUCGGUAAUAAAUUAUGGUUAUAAAAUUGAGUAAGAAGAGGUCAAUCAGAACAUAAAAAUUUGUAAGGUAUUCCAUUUGAAAAAACUAAGUUGCCUCAUUCUUUAAAACAGAAUGAGGUAUGAUUAAAAAAAAUUUUUGGUAUUCUUCUUAUCAGUUUUGAGACAAAACUGUAUUUAAGAAUUAAGUGAAUUGCACUGAUCGCACAUCUAUGUGAAAACAGGGGAACAUAGUUUCGAAAUGUCAUUUUUAUAUAGAAUUUUUAUGUAAAAAAUGACAACUGGAAUUUUUUAACAGUUCAUAAUAUUGUGUAUAUCAGUUUAUUACGUAAGGUGAGUCACGAGUAUUAGAGAUAAAAAGUACAAAUCUACAGUUCUUCGAGCAGCGCACGCCAGGAUUAUUUUCAACUAUACAGAGUGUUCUGUUUUUGUGGAGCAACAUACAAAGUAGUUUUUUUAUGGACCGUCGUAAAUAUUUUUAUAUUUUCUGAUUGGGUUUAUUUUUGAAAUUUGUUAACAAUGCGAAUUGCUAGGUAACGAGAAUUGAACCGAGUGUGCUAUUUGGCAAAACUGAGACAUGCCUAUUUGAAAACUGUAAUAUUUUGAAAUUUUUUAUAAACAUUCUGUAAACUACAAUAAAUAACGUGUCAACGUAGCUUUGACAAUUAAAAAAUAAGCUAUGGCAUAAAGAUUAAGAAAAGCUCAAUAAGAAUAAAUAAAUAAAUUGAAGAGGUCAAGUAAAAUAUUUAUGUAAAAAUAUAUAGGCUGUUCUAUUCGAAAAAGUAAGUUUUGUGUUAUACCUUAAAAACAGAACACUCUGUAUAGUUAAUGUAAUUUGAGUGUGUGAUUGUCAAAGAAUCGUACAACUUUCGUUCGUAACUUUUUUCCUUUUCACCCUGUAUAUGUAGAAUAUCAGUAUAAAUGAUUAGAACAAACUGUUGUGAAAUGGUCAACCUUAAAAGGAAAUUUUUAUUCUUAUAGUUUUGAAUUUAAUGUGCAAAAAUGGGUGUUUUUAGGUUUUUUGGUACAGAAAAACCAAAAUAACAUCAAUAACACAGAUAUGUUUUUCCACAACAGUCAGUAAUCUAAUCUUUAAACAAAAAAAUAUUUCAGUUUUUUGAUACCUUUUCUAUUAAAAAGAAAAUACAUAAAAAUUCUGCUACUACAACCAUAAUUAUUUAUCUUUAUAUCUGUAGUCAGGGUAGAAAAAUCAUGUAGAGAUAGUGGUCCGGAAACUGAAUAUUGCUAAUAGGUGUUCGAAUUACACUAAAGUUUAAACUCUGUACCUAUAUUAUAUUAAUGACAAAUAUUCUACCAGAAAAUCUGGCCAACUUUUUUCAUCUUCCUAAGGUUUAUAAUUAAAAUCCACGCCUUUCACUACGCACUCGCAGACUAACACAACAAAUUUUUUAACAUGAAAAUUUUCAAGAUUUUGUAAUGCGUAGAGGGCUUAGGAAUAACACUAAAUUUUGGUAGAGGUUAUUUAAAAUGUUAUGUAAAUAUAAAUCAGACAAGUCAAUUUUUUUAGAAACACUUCCUCAAACAAAAAAAAACAAAACUUGUUGUGAUUUGUUGAUGCACUCACUAGUUCAAUGUUACGUGCUAAUUUUGCUUGACGUAACAUUUUGGUAACCUAAUCUCUACUGUCAAUGUCACCCUGCUUUAACUUCCGUACACAAAUUUGUACAGCAUUGCUUGAAAUCUUUUAACUAAUCUGACAAAUUUUUCGUCCAUCUGUUUUAGAUUUAAGGUGAGUUUCUCAAAUCCAUUUUGACCGACUCACUACGUCUUAGCGGUUCAAGUGAAUUCAUGUGCCAAAUUAAGCUAGAUCUUUGUAAAUACGUGUUAUGUUCGUAUUUUAAUUCUAUAAGUACUGGACAUUUACUCUUUCGUAAAAUUAUGUAUAGAUUACUUGUAUAUUUCGUGUAAUAUGGUUACAUACAUAAAUUGUAAUUAUUUACUGUACAAAAAAUAAACUCAGUGUUUCGA